This is a messenger RNA of Closterium sp. Yama58-4, 426 nucleotides long. NCBI's taxonomy places the organism in Eukaryota, Viridiplantae, Streptophyta, Zygnematophyceae, Desmidiales, Closteriaceae. The record is from the annotation of a GenBank genome assembly.
AUGGCUUACAAUCUGGGAGCCAGUACGCAUGACAGUUGCCACCGCCAUUUACGUGGCCAAGCCCCCGUGAGGAACCUUGCCAUCUACUUCUCUGCCAACAUGAUCAAGCGUGUGAACACUGCCAACACCCUCCCCAUCGCCAGUGCCAACACCCUCCCCAUCGCCAGUGCCAACACCAUCGCCAUCGCCACUGCCAACACCCUCCCCAUCGUCAGUGCCAACACCCUCCCCAUUGCCACUGCCAACACCCUCCCCAUCGCCAGUGCCAACACCAUCGCCAUCGCCACUGCCAACACCCUCCCCGUCGCCACUGCCAACACCCUCCCCAUCGCCAGUGCCAACACCCUCCCCAUCGCCAGUGCCAACACCCUCCCCAUCGCCAGUGCCAAACCCCUCCCCACCUCCUCCCACGUUAACUCCCAGUGA